UUCCGAUCUGGGCGAGCUCGAUGAGGCCCAUCUAGAGGACUGCUGGAGUACAGCGAAAGCAGCCAUCAACGACGCAGCCGAGAGCACCAUCGGGUACGUGGAACGGAAUCGACGGAACGAAUGGUUCGACGAAGAGUGCAGAACGGUUUUGGAGGAGAAGAAUGCAGCGAGGGCGGUAAUGCUGCAGCAAGGGACUCGACAGAACGUGGAACGUUAUAAACAGGAGCGGAAACAGCAGACCCACCUCUUUCGGGAGAAAAAGCGCCUCCUGGAAGAAGCGGAGUGUGAAGAAAUGGAACUGCUGUGCCGUUCCAAAGAAACACGGAAGUUCUAUCAGAAGCUCAACGCAUUCCGCAACGGCUUCGUGCCGCGAGCCGAAAUGUGCAGGGAUAAAGACGGAGGCCUCUUGACGGACGGACGUGAGGUGAUCGAAAGGUGGAAGCAGCACUUCGAUCAGCACCUGAACGGCGUGGAGAACAUAGGCACGGGAGCCCACGGCAACGGAGGAAACGACAACGCCAGUGCAGCGGAGGACGGAAAUGAACCAACUCCCACGCUGAGGGAAGUUAAGGAUGCCAUUCACCAGCUCAAAACCAACAAAGCAGCUGGUAAGGAUGGUAUCGCAGCUGAACUCAUCAAGAUGGGCCCAGAAAAGUUGGCCACCUGUUUGCAUCGGCUGAUAGUCAGGAUCUGGGAAACCGAACAGCUAUCGGAGGAGUGGAAGGAAGGGGUAAUCUGCCCCAUUCACAAGAAAGGCGACCAUUUGGAAUGUGAGAACUUCAGGGCGAUCACAAUUUUGAAUGCUGCCUACAAAGUGCUAUCCCAGAUCAUCUUCCGUCGUCUGUCACCUAAAACAAAUGAGUUCGUGGGAAGUUAUCAAGCCGGCUUCAUCGACGGCCGGUCGACAACGGACCAGAUCUUUACCGUACGGCAAAUCCUCCAGAAAUGCCGUAAAUACCAGGUCCUAACGCAUCACCUGUUCAUCGACUUCAAAGCGGCAUACGACAGAAUCGACCGCGCAGAGCUAUGGAGGAUCAUGGACGAAAACGGCUUUCCUGGGUGUAGUGUAGCGGAAUAUCAUUACAUAUAGGAGGCUGUGCUUAGAGCACUGACAGGAGAAUAUGAGAAUAAAGUCAUUAUUGUUUUAGUAACCCGAACAGUAAACUGUGUUUCCUACACUGGGAAGCUGACUAGACUGAUUAAAGCAACGAUGGACGGUGUGCAAAACCGCGUAAGGGUUUCGGGUGAACUGUCUAGUUCAUUCGAAUCUCGCCGGGGACUGCGACAAGGUGACGGUCUCUCAUGCCUACUCUUCAACAGCCGGGGAACGAUUUUCACAAAAUCCGGACAAUUUGUGUGCUUUGGGGACGAUAUGGACAUUAUUGCAAGAACAUUUGGAACGGUGGCAGAGUUGUACAACCGCCUGAAACGCGAAGCAGCAAAGGUCGGACUGGUGGUGAAUGCCUCAAAAACAAAGUACAUGCUGGUAGGCGGAACCGAAAACGACCGGAUCCAUCUGGGUAGUAAUGUUACGAUAGACGGGGAUACUUUCGAGGUGGUGGAGGAAUUCGUCUACCUCGGAUCCUUACUGACGGCUGACAACAACGUAAGCCGUGAAAUUCGGAGGCACAUCAUCAGCGGAAGUCGGGCCUACUUCGGGCUCCAGAAGAAACUGCGGUCGAAAAAGAUUCACCCACGCACCAAAUGCACCAUGUACAAAACGCUAAUAAGACCGGUAAUCCUCAACGGGCACGUGACAUGGACCAUGCUCGAGGAGGACCUGCAAGCACUCGGAGUUUUCGAGCGACGCGUGCUAAGGGCGAUCUUCGGCGGUGUGCAGGAAAACGGUGUGUGGCGGAGAAGAAUGAACCACGAGCUCGCUGCACUUUACGGCGAACCCAGCAUCCAGAAGGUGGUCAAAGCCGGAAGGAUACGGUGGGCAGGGCAUGUUGCAAGAAUGCCGGACAACAACCCUGCAAAGCUGGUGUUUGCAACUGAUCCGGUUGGCACAAGAAGGCGUGGAGCGCAGAGAGCACGAUGGGCGGACCAGGUGGAGCGUGACUUGGCGAGCAUCGGGCGCGACCGAGGAUGGAGAGCGGCAGCCACGAACCGUGUAUUAUGGAGAAAUAUUGUAGAUUCAGUUUUAUCUUGAAUUUGAUGUAAUACUAAAUAAAUGAAUGAAGCGGCAAAAUAACAAAUUGCAUAACAAAAAAAUGUUCCUGGAAGACCGAUUCAAUAACAUGUUUGUUAGUUUCGUGUUAGCGUGGGUCCCGAGAUGAACUAGCCUAGGGUUAAAAAUCUCGUUAAUACAGAUAAAAAAAAAGUCUGUAACAUUUAACAUAAAAAGUGAGGUUAGAUCGAGUGCUUGAAGUACCCUAUAUUGUCACUCAAUACGAGGGACAGGAAAUCUGGCCAUAAUUGUCCAAGUACUAAAACUCCCAAGCUGGGAAGUUGGCUCUGUAUCAGCUGAAAUGUAAUGCCAGAAAGAAGAGAAAGAGAUACUGAUGAGAGAAUACGCACACGCUCCUCAUCACGCAAUGAUCUAGUCUAAACAACGGAAUUAGAUCUUGUACCGACUUUUCGAACCCUAUAAGCAGAAUACCCUCUACGAAUGAGUGUAAUCAGCUUCGUACCUUUUAAUUCCGCCCUAUGUUGCUUAUCCUUUGACAGAUACGCGUAUUUCGACUACCACUUGUAAUCUUCCUA
Molecule: messenger RNA, 2706 nt
Organism: Aedes albopictus (Asian tiger mosquito)
Lineage: Eukaryota; Metazoa; Arthropoda; Insecta; Diptera; Culicidae
Exons: 2
Coding region: 1211-2152 (313 amino acids)
Source: RefSeq, a predicted model, not a curated record